Molecule: messenger RNA, 3863 nt
Organism: Loxodonta africana (African savanna elephant)
Lineage: Eukaryota; Metazoa; Chordata; Mammalia; Proboscidea; Elephantidae
Gene: LRIF1
Product: ligand dependent nuclear receptor interacting factor 1
Exons: 4
Coding region: 277-2556 (759 amino acids)
Biological process (GO): regulation of DNA-templated transcription
Molecular function (GO): nuclear retinoic acid receptor binding
Source: RefSeq, a predicted model, not a curated record
ACUUCGGACCGACUCUCUCGGAGGUUAGGGUAGGGCAGGCGCCGUCACCAGCCUCUAGUCUUCCGGUGUAUGGGUGGCUGCGCCGACUUCCUCCGAAGUCUGAGGAUACGCCCUCUCGAGUGCCAGCUGUCGCCACCGUUUCAGCAUCGAACCCCUCAGAGUUGCUCCGGGCAACUCUAGCCCAACACUCUCUCGCUCUGGUUCUCGCCCCCUUGAGAACUCGGCCCUACACAACCCCCUUUUCUGGUUGUGCUGUUCCCUCCCACCCCCUCUAAAAUGUCCAAUAAUCUACAGAGGGUCUUCCUGAAACCCGCAGAGGAAAAUAAAGGCAACGCCUCGCAUUGUGUUUCAGGCUGCAUAUACCAAGUAGUUCAGACGAUUGGCUCGGAUGGAAAAAAUCUUCUGCAAUUACUUCCAAUUCCUAAUUCCUCUGGAAAUCUUAUACCACUAGUUCAAUCUUCAGUCAUGUCUGAUGCUUUGAAAGGGAACACAGGAAGCCCAGUUCAUGUUACUUUUCAGACUCAGAUUUCCAGCUCUUCCACAAGUACUUCAGUUCAAUUGCCUGUUUUUCAGCCAGCCAAUUCUACAAACUAUUUUCUUUCAAGAACAGUAGAUACAUCAGAAAAAGUUAGAGUUACUUCUGUGGGAACUGAAAAUUUUACCUCAUCAGUUUCUAAAGUUCAGAGUCAUGGUGUGAAAAUUGAUGGACUCACCAUGCAAACAUUUGCUGUUCCUCCUUCCUCAACACAAAAUGAUUCAUCUUAUAUUUUAGUAAAUACUCAGAGUCUUCCAAUGACUGUCAAGUCUCCAGUGUUGCCUUCUGGGCAUCAUUUACAGAUUCCAGCCCAUGCUGAAGUGAAAUCUGUACCAGCGUCAUCGUUGCCUCCUUCAGUUCAGCAAAAGAUUCUUGCAGCUGCAGCCACAAGUACUUCAGGAACAGUGGAGGCCUCCCAGAUACCUACUGUUAUUUAUGUAUCUCCUGUAAAAACAGUGAAAAAUGUAGUUACCAAGAACUUUCAAAACAUUUACCCAAAACCUGUUACAGAAGUAGCAAAUCCAGUGAUACUAAGUACCACACAAAUUCCAGUGAAUGUUGCUACAGAGGCAAAAAGUGGCCAGCAUUCUCAAGCUGCUCCAGUGAAAUGGAUUUUUCAAGAAACCCUCCAGCCUUGUACUCCAUCACUUGUUCCUGUUAAGUCUUCAAAUAAUGUGGCUUCAAAGAUUUUAAAAACAUUUGUAGAUAGGAAAAAUUUGGGAGACAACACUGUAAAUAUGCCACCAUUGAGUACCAUCAGUGCUAGUGGGACGCAAUCCAAAAGUAUACCUAUUAAAGAUAAUGCUUUGGUUAUGUUCAAUGGGAAAGUCUAUCUGUUGGCUAAAAAGGGGUCGGAUGUUUUGCCGUCACAAAUUGACCAACAGAAUUCUGUUUCUCCUGAUACUCCACCAAGAAAAGACACAUCACAGAUAGUGAGUUCAAGUCCAGUCACAGACAUAUCCAGAGAGGUUGUAAACAUUGUCUUGGCAAAAAGUAAAUCUUCCCAGAUGGAGACAAAAUCACUUUCAAAUAUCCAACUUGCUUCCAUGGCCAGUCUAACGUCAGAGAAGAAUAAAAAGGUGGAGCAACCAUCUCUUUCUACCCUAAACCCACAUAAUAUGAACCAAUCCAUUAACUACUUAAAACCAUGUAAGACUUCAUUCACAAACCCAGUCUUUCCAGAUGGAUUUAGUACAGGAGAAAAUACCCCCAGAAAAGGAAAUAUCCAGAGCAUAGAGAAAAUAAGUUCCUCUAUUGAUGCAAGAGCUGUUACUUCACAGCAGGGUGUUUUCAGAGACCAAGAACCAAAGAUCCAGAAUGAAAUGGCAUCAACGUUAAAAAAAGAUACUCAAGAAAGAAAUGAUAUGAAGGAUACUCAAGAAGUGGGUAAUAAGGCACUAUGUCUGAAGAAUGAUGCUGAAUUUAAAAAGAUAUUUGGGCUCACUAAAGAUUUGAGAGUGUGCCUUACUCGAAUUCCUGACCAUUUGAACUCUGGAAAAAGUUUUGAUGCCUUUACCAGUUUGGUGAAGGGUGAUACUUACAAAAAGACAGAGGUGAUGGUGAAGAAGGCAGAGAGAAAACAGGGUGUUGAUAAAAAAAGAAAACCAAAAACUGUUAAGAAGAUGGAUUAUGCAAAAAAGAGAAAAACCGAGAGUGCUUGUAACACAGGUGUAAAUGGAGAAACCAGUGUCACCAGUUCCCAACUCCGAAGCAGUAUUUUACCGACUUCGGAGGUGUCACAACGUAACAGUCUCACAAGCCACAAGAAAAGCAGAGAAGAAAAGAGAACUGAUAUAGAACAUUAUAUUCAUGAUAACCAGGAGAAAGGCACACUGAGUUCAAAUGCAAGUUUUGAACAAAGUCAUUCCUUUAAUAAAAAUUAUACCGAGGAUGUUUUUCCCAUGACACCACCAGAGUUAGAAGAAACCAUUCGAGAUGAGAAAAUAAGAAGACUUAAGCAGGUGCUGAGAGAGAAGGAAGCAGCUCUUGAAGAAAUACGUAAGAAGAUGCACCAAAAAUAAUAAAAUAUAGCUAAGCUUAAAGACUUCAUUGAAAUACCUGGUUUUUUCCAUAUACUUUUGUACUAAGUUAAUUAUAGAUACAUCCUGAAAAUGUUUUUGAAUAUGCAGUUUGUUUUUCAUCAGUGAAUUAUAAAAUUUUAUGUAAGGGAUACAGAAAAGAUUGAUUGACAUAUGACUCCUGUGAAUAAUCUACAUGGGAUAUCUGACUUAGAUACAUUUUUUGGAAGGAAAAAAAUUUGUAUUUUUCAAUUAUUUUAAUUAGAAUUCUCCAAUUUGAAUAUUUUUGCAGGGUUUUUGUUAUUGUUGUUUGUAUCUUUAAUAGUUAAAUUGCUCAGGUGUUAACUCCAACAAUACAUAAUUAUUGUAUAUUAUUGACUUUCUGUAAUCCUGGAGAGGAAACCAGCUCUAAACUUUGCCAAUGGGCUUGUAUAUGUACUUACUUGGUCUCUUUCCCAUAAAAUGAUGAUAGCUUCUACUGACUAUGUGUUAUAAUGUUUUUUAAAUUUCAUGAAAGAAAAUGUAUUACAGCAGCAUUAUUUAAAUAUUUCAAAUGUUUCUGAAGAAUGAAGAAUGUUUUUUAACUUACAAAGCAGUUUCAUAUAAUCCAAAACAGAUUUCAGAAUUCAGGCUAUAUGAUGUAUUGUUUUCUUAAAGUGAUGUUAUUAUUCCUAGGCAAAUACAUCUCUCUCUUUUGUUGAAUAUGUACACACUUUAUGUGGAGUAAAUGAAAAAUAGAUCUGCCAAGGCACAACAAUUGCUGUCUGUUCAGCUGGAGAAACAGAAGAAGGAGAGUCAGGAAUAGGAAGAGCCUGUCGAAUGUGUGGCUAAUUGCCUCUGUGAACAACUGCCUCCUUUGCCAGGAAACCAGAAGAACUAGAUGGUGCCUGGCUACCACUACUGAACAUUUUGAUCAAAGUUUCCGUAGAUGAAUCCUGAUCAAAAAGGGGGAAAUGCAGAACAAAAUUUCAGAUUCUCAUGGACUGUAGACUUUCUUGAGCCAUGGAGGGUGGAGGAAUCCCCGAAACUAUUGCCCUAAGAUAAUCUUUAAACCUUAAACCAAAAAUCUCCCCCGAAGUCAUCAGUUUGAUCCCAUAUAGACCACAGUAACUUGGAAGAUAGGAACCUUAGGGGGCAGGGAGUUUAUGUGAAGAGGGAGGAACAACCCAGAAAAGGAGGGUGAGAAUGGUUGCACGACUUGAAUGUAAUCAAUGUCACUAAAUUGUACAUGUAGAAACUGUUGAAUUGGUGUAUGUUUUGCUGUGUAUAUUCUCAACAACAACGAAAUAAAAUUUAAGGGAAAAAAAAAG